UCGGUGGGUCCAGUCCUGUGUCUCCGGGAUGCUGAGCAGGCGGGCGGGGCUGUUUUUCGUUGCAGUGCCCUGCCGUGGAGUGAUGUAGCAAGACGCACGGGACAGAGCGGGCACAGGAGGAGAAGAGGAAACAUCAGGACGACUGCUUUUUAUUCGAGUAAUACAUUCAAAUCUGUCUACAAGCAAAAUGGAUUUAGUGAAAACCCCAAUCUAAAGUCAGCAGUAUUGGAGCCCUCCGUGCAUCCUGACACACACGGACAUCUUGUUUCUCUCCUAUCAGGAUACCGGAGUGCAGAGACACAUCUUUCUUCAUUUUGGACCGGUGCACAGUGAAUUGUAGUGGAGCUCUGUACAGCUCACCAUGGCGUGGCCCUGUAUCAGCAGGGCGUGCUGCAUGGCCCGCUUCUGGAACCAGUUGGACAAGGCUGACAUUGCGGUGCCUUUGGUCUUCACCAAGUACACGGACGUCUCUGAGAUGCAGCACAUCCAGCUGCAGCCGCCGCUCCACCCUCCCCAGGCCCGGGUCGCCAUAGAAACGCAGCCGUCUCGCGCAGACAACCGCACCACGACAGCGGCGCGGCCGCCGCGGAGGUGCGUCUCUGAGGAGCGCGUGUGCAGCUCGGUGAUGCGCGAGGACUUUAAGCACUGGAAAGUGCGACCCGAACCGAGCUGUAAACCCAAGAACGAGUACCACGGACCGGAAACACCGUUCAACAGCGAGACCCAGUACCAGAAGGACUUCAAACCCUGGCCCAUCCCGAAAAGGUACGACCAUCCCUGGAUACCUAAACAACCUCCGAGUGAUGACCGGGCUCCGGACAGGUCCAGGCACGCCAAGCAGCUGGCGGAUGCGGACAGCGGGGUGGAGAAGAGCGCUAUCGCCGACAAGGUGCAGGAGAAAGACCUCCUGCAGGGGCACGAGAGGAAAAAGAGGUCCAGUAAACAGGAGGGGCAGAAGAAAGUUGUCCUGAAGGUGGAAGGAGAGGGCAGAGGGAGGGCGGCGGAUGCUGUGAACAGGCAGAUCAAAGAGGAGAUCACAGCCGACAGCUCAUACAAAACUGAGUACAAGGCCUACAGAGACGUAAAGCCGGCAAAAAUGAUCCGGGCCCGGUCCCAGUACCUUCCUCCUGAUGGGAAGACCAGCCUAGAGACAAGCUACAGCGCCACCUUCAAGGGGCAGGCCCCGCUGCAGCCCGCUGACAACAAAGCCCUGGAGCGGAGGAGGAUACGCAGCUUGUACAGCGAGCCUUACAUGGACCCCAUCAAACAGGUUGACAGGUGUAGUGUCCCUCGCUCUAAACCCAAAAAGUCUGGAGCCACAGCGGCAGGCCAGGGCAAGCCAUUGAAGAAAGCCAAAGAUAAGCAGAGCGCCGCGCUGAGGGGCUCCAAGAAGACGACCUCGGAGAACCAGCCAGAGAACCGGCCAGCGGUGGGGGACAAGGAGAAAAGUAAAGAGAUGAACAACAAACUGGCUGAGGCAAAAGAGGUUGUGCUAAAACAGUACCACUACAUACAACUCUGCCAGCCAAUCCGAGAUAUUGGCUGGGUGCAGACUCUAAAGCAACACCUGUGGGGCUGUGCACUACCCAAUCCCAGAGAUGCUAAGGACGAGGUUCUCCGACCCAGUCAUCAUCAUUCCCAGGGUGCUGCUGGAGGAGAACCAUCACCACCACUGCUGGAGAGACCCGAGCCUCGGAGGAGCAGCGUACGCUUUGCCCUAGAUGCGAACCAGACUGAGUAGUUCUGCCUGUCAGGAUGAAGGCAGAUACACCUCAUACGGAGACUGCUGCUCUGUACUGUAAAUAUCUAAUAUUUGCAACUAAGUUGGAUUAGGAAAAGAGAUGAAUCCCAAAAAAAUAUAUAUAAUCCUGCUAUCCAAGAGGAAGCCCACAUGUUUGAGACACGCAUGUUUGAGACAGCAAGGUCGCAGCUGUUUGACCCAUGGCAUUAUUGCAAAGGUGCUACAUCAUUUUCUGGUUUCAUGCAAUUUAUUUAUUUCUAAUUAUGUCAAUAUCAUCAGAAAUACCACGCCAUUAAGUGCUUAUACAACAAUUAUAAAAAAACCUGUACUGUACAUUUGUUUU
Molecule: messenger RNA, 2084 nt
Organism: Epinephelus lanceolatus (giant grouper)
Lineage: Eukaryota; Metazoa; Chordata; Actinopteri; Perciformes; Serranidae
Gene: map6a
Product: microtubule-associated protein 6a
Biological process (GO): regulation of microtubule cytoskeleton organization; cytoskeleton-dependent intracellular transport; microtubule cytoskeleton organization
Cellular component (GO): cis-Golgi network; microtubule; Golgi-associated vesicle
Molecular function (GO): microtubule binding; calmodulin binding
Source: RefSeq, a predicted model, not a curated record